This is a messenger RNA of Megalops cyprinoides (Indo-Pacific tarpon), 5599 nucleotides long. RefSeq lists its product as uncharacterized. The transcript is spliced from 27 exons. The coding region runs from base 1 to 5529 and encodes 1842 amino acids. The record is from RefSeq and is a predicted model, not a curated record. NCBI's taxonomy places the organism in Eukaryota, Metazoa, Chordata, Actinopteri, Elopiformes, Megalopidae.
AUGAUCCCUGCAUCUCUGCUGCUGCUUCUUGCAGCUGCAUCCUGUGUGAAGUCUAAUGUUGAACUCACCCAGCCAGGUUCCUUGACUGUAAAGCCAGGACAGUCUCUGACCAUCUCCUGUAAAGUAUCUGGGUAUUCCCUCACUGACAGUUACUAUACAGGCUGGAUCCGACAGCCUGCAGGGAAAGCUCUGGAGUGGAUUGGGUAUAUGUGGGGUGGUGGGAGCACUUAUUAUAAAGAUUCCCUUAAGAACAAGUUCAGCAUCACCAGAGACACCUCCAGCAACACAGUGUCUUUACAAGGAAGUAGCCUGCAGACUGAAGACACAGCUGUGUAUUACUGUGCCCGAUGGCCACAUGUAGCAGGUGGCAGUUUCGACUACUGGGGAAAGGGUACCAUGGUCACCGUGACAUCAGCUCAACAAGCUACACCAGAUGUCUUCCCCCUUGUUAGCUGCGGAAGCUCCUCGGAGUACAUCACCGCGGGCUGCAUCGCUAGAGGAUUCAUGCCCGAUGGUUUGAGCUUCAAGUGGACGAAAGACGGCAGCGAUUUGCCCGGGUUCGUGCAGUAUCCGAGCGUGCUGUCAGCCGGGAAAUACUCCAGCGUCAGUCAAAUUCAACUGAAAAAGGAGGAGUUGGGAGAGUCGAAACUCCAGUGUGUCGCAGAUCAUGGAGGAAAAACAACAGCUGCUGACGUGAUCAUACAACCACCACCAGAACCAACACCUCCAACCCUUUACCUAAUGGUUCCAAAUCAGGAGGAAUUAACAGAACACAGGACCGCUUCCUUUGCCUGCGUAGCCAACCAAUUUUCUCCCCGUGAUCACACAUUGACAUGGCUGAGGAAUGGCAAAGCGUUAGCCCCAGGCGAUGGAGUAGUCACAACUCCUGAUGUGCAGGAGGCUGAGGGGAAAAUCUUCACUGCAAGUAGCUUUUUGCGUGUCGGGGAACGCUUAUGGAAGGAUCCAGGUUCAUCUAUUUCAUGUAAAUUUGAAGGCAAAGCUGGAACUGAGACAAAGAGUGUCGAAUACACUUCAGGCGAAUGCGACAUACCAGUUGAGGGUAAGAUUCUUCCCCCGUCACCAGAGGAGUACUUCCUAAGCGACACUGUCACUCUCACCUGCAAUGUCAGCUGCAAGGGACAAUGCGAUGUGAAAAAAUUCAAUCUUACCUGGGAGAGAGCGGAUGGAGAGCCUCUUGUUGGGAAAUAUGUACCAGACGAUAACUACAGAAUCUCCAAGAUCCAAAUUAGAUAUGAAGAGUGGAAAAAUGGCACCGAGUUCAUCUGUAUAGCACAGCAUGAUGACAGUCCUUCACCAAAAAGGAUCCCUUACAAAAGAGAAAACGGAGGAAAGUCGGAGCGUCCCUCUGUCUUUUUACUCGCCCCUGCAGAUCAGCAUAACAAGGAAGAGGUGACCCUCACCUGCUAUGCCAAAGAUUUCUACCCCGAUCUGGUUCUCAUUUCUUGGCUUGCUGAUGAUCAAGUUGUGGACAGAUCAGAGUUCCAAACUACCGAAGUGGUUAAGACAGGAAACACAUACUCAGUAUACAGCCAGCUGACAGUCCCUGCUGCAGCCUGGAAGAGUGGUGUGUUGUACAGCUGUGCAGUGCACCAUGAAACUGUGAAGGACAGAGUGGUGAGAGCAAUAAUCAGGACCAGUAGCAGUGUUUCCAGUACGCCCACCACAGUUAGCCUUGACCUGAACGUGCCUCAAGUCUGCAAGGUGUCAUACGUCACCAUGAUGUAUGAGCACUGGGGCUGCGACACCUCAGAUAUUGACAGUGACAGUUCAGCCAACACAGCCAUCACCUUCGUAUUCCUCUUCCUCAUCAGCCUCUUCUAUAGCAUCGGAGCUACUGCCUUCAAGGGAAAUGAAACAAGGAUUGACCCACCCAACAUCACACUGUACCACCAGCUCAGCAGCAAAACAUCAGGGGCCACAAAAAUUAGCCUGAUCUGCUACCUGACAGGGUAUUACCCUGAAGCCAUUAGAGUUGAAUGGCAAAAAGACAACAAUCCUUCAAAAUUGUCUGACAAUAAGCAGGUAUUCAAGAAGAGGGAGGAAAAAUACAGCCUUAUUAGCCAAGUGGAAGUUAACAUUGAAGACUGGCACUCGGGCUCUGAGUAUACCUGCAAAGCUACCCACGAUAAAAAAGAUUUCAGCAAACGCAUCAGCAUUUGCUCAGAUUUCCCUGUUUUCCCACCAACCAUUUCCCUGGAGAAGCCCAACCUAGAGAGUGAUGUGAGCUCUGAAAAGCUUACAGCCACAUGUACAGUCCUGACUCCCUACAAGACCACUGUGUCAUGGUAUCGGGAUGGAGAUGAGAAAAACAAAUUGUCAAAUACAAGGAUUGUCUCUCCCAGAGUCACUCUGUACCACCAGCUCACUGACAAAUCAGAGGCCACAAAAGUCAGUUUGACCUGCUCCCUGACAGGAUAUUACCCAGAUGACAUCACUGUUGAAUGGCUGGUAGACAACAAUCCUUCAAAUCUGUCUGAAGAUAAGCAGAAAUUACAGAAUGUCAAGGGGGGAGAAACAACAUACAGCCUAAGCAGCCAAGUGAAGAUUGACAUUGAAGACUGGCACUCCGGCUCCGAGUAUACCUGCAAAGCUACCCACAAUAAAAAAGAUUUCAUCGAACGCAUCAGCAUUUGCUCAGAUUUCCCCAUAUCCUCCCCACCAAUUUACCUGGAAGCGCCCAAUCUAGAGAGUGAUGUGAGUUUUGAAAAGCUUACAGCAACGUGUACAGUCUUGACCCCCUACAAGACCACUGUGUCAUGGUUUCGGGAUGGAGAUGAGAAAAACACAUUGUCAAAUACAAGGAUUGUCUCUCCCAGAAUCACACUGUACCACCAGCUCAGUGACAAAUCAGGGACCACAAAAGUCAGUUUGACCUGCUCCCUGACAGGGUAUUACCCAGAUGACAUUACUGUUGAAUGGCUGGUAGACAACAAUCCUUCAAAUCUGUCUGAAGAAAAGCAGAAAUUACAGAAUGUCAAGGAGGGACAAACAACAUACAGCCUAAGCAGCCAAGUGAAGAUUGACAUUGAAGACUGGCACUCAGGCUCCAAGCGCAGGAGGGGAGGAGGGGGUAGCAAGGAGUUGAGGAGUCUGACUGCCAAAGGGAAAAAGCUGUUGCAGCGUCUGACAGUGAGAGUACAGAUGCUCUGGUACCUUCUGCCAGACGGCAGGGGGGAUGAACAGUCCAUGGGAGGGGGACUUGCGGUCAGCGAGGCUGCAAUUCCCAAACCAGACAGUGAUGCAGCUGCAGAGGAUGCUCUCUACAGUCUCUCGGUAGAAGGUGGUGUGGAUGGGAGAGGAGAGGCUGGCCUUCUUCAGCCUCCUCAGGAAGUGGAGAUAUUGCUGGGCCUUAUUGGUUAUGGUGACGUUGAGUGUCCUGAUACAAGAACUGCUUCCCCCACCAUUACUCUGUACCACCAACUCAGCAACAACCCAUCUGGGGCCACAAAAGUCAGUCUGCUCUGCUACCUGACAGGAUAUUACCCAGAUGACAUCACAGUGGAAUGGUCUGUAAACGACAGACCUGAGAGUUUGUCUCCAGUUCAGAAAAAAUUCCGGAAUGUCAACGGGGGAGAGACAUUAUACAGUCUAAGCAGCCAAUUGCAGAUCGACAUUGACGAGUGGCACUCUGGCUCCAAUUAUACCUGCAAAGCUACCCACAACAAAAAAAAUUACAUGGAACACAUCAGCAUUUGCUCAGAAUUCCCUGUUUCCUCCCCAACCAUCUAUCUGGAGGCACCCAAUCUAGAGAGUGAUGUGAGCUAUGAAAAGCUUACAGCCACAUAUACAAGGACUGUUUCCCCCAGAAUUGCUCUGUACCACCAACUCAUCAACAACCCAUCAGAGGCCACAAAAGUCAGUCUGAUCUGCUACCUGACAGGAUAUUAUCCAGAUGACAUCACAGUGGAAUGGUCUGUAAACGACAGCCCUGUGAGUUUGUCUCCAGUUCGGAAAAAAUUCAGGAAUGUCGACGGGGGAUACACAACAUACAGCCUAAGCAGCCAAGUGGAGGUCGACAUUGACGAGUGGCACUCUGGCUCCAAGUAUACCUGUAAAGCUACCCACAAUAAAAUAGAUGUCAAAGAACACAUCAGCAUUUGCUCAGAUACAAGGACUGCUUCCCCCAACAUUGCUCUAUACCACCAGCUCAGCAACAAAACAUCACAGGCCACAAAAGUCAGUCUGCUCUGCUACCUGACAGGAUAUUACCCACAAGACAUCACAGUAGAAUGGCUGGUAAACAACAAACCUGUGAGUUUCUCUACAGUUCAGAAAAAAUUCCGGAAUGUCGACAAGGGAGACACAACAUACAGCCUAAGCAGCCAAGUGGUGGUGGACAUUGAAGACUGGCACAGUGGCUACAAGUAUACCUGCAAAGCUACCCACAAUAAAAAAGAUUUCAUAGAACACAUCAGCAUUUGCUCAGUGAAUCCAACCUCCACUCAGACAGCAGAGAUGUUCCUUCUUGGUCCCUCCAUCCACACCACACUGAAUCGUGAGGACCUUCCUUUCACCUGUCUGCUGGUCGCUUAUGGCAUGCAGAACUUCUCCAUCACCUGGAAGGUGAAUGGCGAGGCAGGGCAGACGCACAGUACAACAGAGCGUACGCAGAACGCCAACGGAACCCAGACGUGGCGCAGCACGUUCACCAUGAAGGCCCGCGAUUGGCACAUGCACAAAAAUGUCUCCUGUGAAGCCAGACAUGUGUGCUCCAGCAAGCCACAGCUGAUGUCCCUGGAGAAAGCCAGAGAUCCCAAGCAGCCCAGUGUUCAGAUUCUAGAACCGUCUGAAUCGGAGCUGGCAAAAUCGAGCGAAGCCACCAUAGUCUGUCUGGUGUCCAAUUUCUUCCCCUCUGACAUUGAUGUUUACUGGGAACUGAACAAGCAGAAGCUACCAGAAUCACGAUACAGCAGCAGCCCUGCACUCAGAUACUCUGGCAAGAGCAGCUAUUCCAUGCACAGCAAGCUCCUGGUGCCCAAGUCCCAGUGGAAAGACGGAGAAUAUUCCUGCGUGGUCAGGCAUGAGUCAUCUAAGAGCCCGCUCAGGCAUACCAUUUCUAAUGUGUUUGCCUCAGUGAUCCCAUCCCCGCCUCAAGCCACCCUGCUGCGUUCCUCCACGGAGCUCGUCUGUCUGGUGUACGGCUUCAGCCCGUCUGCCAUCAAUGUCAGCUGGAUCCUGAGCGAUGACACACAGCUGGUGGAGCAGAAUACCACCGCUGCAUCCAGGGGGCCCGAUGGGCGAUUCACCAUCCGCAGCCACAUGCGCCCCUCCUUCUGGAAACCGGGGGUCACCUACAGCUGCAGAGUGGAACACGUCACAACCACUCUGCUACUCAACAUAAGCCAGCAAGAAGUUAUUAGGGAGGAUGACUACUUUGAUGAAAACACACAUGACAUGUCCAGUGUGGAAAGUGCUGAGGAAAUCUGGAACACUGCCCGCACCUUCCUCAUCCUCUUCCUCAUCGCUGUGCUCUACAGCAGCUUUGUCACUUUAGUGAAGGUGAAAUGAUGUCAAGACCUCAUAUCCAGCAGAUGGUGACAUGUGAAAUGGUAAAAUGGUUGACAUCUUUCAAACCAGC